CGUCUCAUUUUGUUGCCGUUGAGCGAAGAAAACGCGAGCACGAAAAAUUUGUUAUAAACCAAAAUUGUUAUUAGUCUAGUGAAACAGAAAAAUGUUUGCGUUGUGGUACUUGUCUUUUGCCAUCGAUGAAAUAAGAAAACAUUUCGGUUGGUUUUUCGGUAAUUUAAAUAUAAAGCUUGGCAAAAAUGCCAUCGAAAAUAAGGAACAACCACUACAGCAACAACCAGCAGCAAUAAACAAAAUUACAGACAAUAAACCAGUACCUGAGCCCAAACCGGUAAAACCAGAAAUAAAACCCGUCACCUCUACUCCGGUAGCUCCAACUCCAGCAAAACCGAUUGAGAAACCAGCGCCAGCAACACCCCCUUCGACACCAAUAUCAAGCCCAUCAGUAAAACCAACAUCAAGUAUUGCUACUUUGAAAAAAGAAUUAGUGACCGAUGCCUUAGAUAAAAAACUACAGGAGGCUGGCAAACCUUUCCAAAAUGGCAAUGAAAACCUUAAGGAUAAUUUGAAGGAUGCCACAACCGGUUUUUUACAAAAGGAAUCUCAAAAACAGACAGAAAGAAAAUUAAACAUCAUGGUUGACGCCGCUGUUAUUGCUAAAUUGGAAGAGGGUUACGCCAAGUUGGCUGCCUCUGACUCCAAGUCAUUGUUGAAGAAGUACUUGACUAAAGAAGUUUUCGACAACUUGAAGAACAAGAAGACUCCAACUUUCGGUUCGUCUUUGCUGGAUGUCAUCCAAUCUGGUUUGGCCAAUCAUGAUUCCGGUGUCGGUAUCUACGCUCCUGAUGCUGAAGCUUAUACUGUCUUCUCUGAUCUGUUCGACCCCAUCAUUGAGGACUACCAUGGUGGUUUCAAGAAGACCGAUAAGCAUCCACCAAAGGACUUUGGUGAUGUAAGCACUUUCGGAAACUUGGACCCCAACAAUGAAUUCGUCAUUUCCACCCGUGUACGUUGCGGUCGUUCCUUGGAAGGUUAUCCUUUCAACCCAUGUCUCACCGAAGCCCAGUACAAGGAAAUGGAAGCUAAAGUUUCAAGCACUUUGUCUGGAUUGGAAGGCGAAUUGAAGGGCAAAUUCUACCCAUUGACUGGCAUGGAGAAAUCCGUUCAGCAACAAUUGAUAGAUGAUCAUUUCUUGUUCAAGGAGGGAGAUCGCUUCUUGCAAGCUGCCAACGCUUGCCGUUACUGGCCAUCUGGACGUGGUAUCUACCAUAACGACAACAAGACUUUCCUGGUGUGGUGCAAUGAGGAAGAUCACUUGCGCAUCAUCUCCAUGCAAAUGGGUGGUGAUUUGGGUGAAGUGUUCCGUCGUUUGACAAACGCUGUAAAUGAAAUUGAGAAGCGUAUUCCUUUCAGUCACGAUGACCGUUUGGGCUUCUUGACCUUCUGCCCCACCAAUUUGGGUACCACCAUCCGUGCCUCCGUGCACAUUAAGCUGCCAAAAUUGGCCGCCAACCUUGCCAAAUUGGAGGAAGUUGCUGGCAAAUAUAACUUGCAAGUGCGCGGUACUCGUGGUGAACACACUGAAGCCGAAGGUGGUAUCUAUGAUAUCUCCAACAAGCGCCGCAUGGGUCUCACUGAAUACCAGGCCGUCAAAGAGAUGUACGAUGGCAUCACUGAACUCAUCAAGAUCGAAAAGAGCAUGUAAAUUGCUACAAUAGCAAUGUAGCGUUAUUUCGACUCACUAGUUUAGUAUGUGUGUCGGAAAGUUCAUUUGUAGUCAAACAGAUGUUGUGUAGUUUAGAGUGUGUUAAGUGAAAAUGGGUGGUGCGGCAAUGACAGGUCCUGGCAUUUUGAAAGAAUACUAAUUGAGAAGCUGCCCUUGCUGCCUGUAAAUUCCCUGCGUGCGUAAUGCCUUCCUGGAGAAGAAGAACCACAACAUCGACAACAACACAUGAAAACAAUCUUAUCCUUAUAAAAAAAAAAGCAAAAAAAAACGGAAGAAGGCGUCAAAUGUUUGGACUUUUUUGUGAAACUGGAAAUAAAACACAAAUAUUUAUAAUUUUAAGUCUUAAGUUUAUAAAAAGAAUAAACAUUAAAAAAUAAAACUUAAAAGAAAACUCUAAA
Molecule: messenger RNA, 2070 nt
Organism: Anastrepha obliqua
Lineage: Eukaryota; Metazoa; Arthropoda; Insecta; Diptera; Tephritidae
Product: arginine kinase 1
Exons: 4
Coding region: 92-1651 (519 amino acids)
Biological process (GO): phosphocreatine biosynthetic process
Molecular function (GO): creatine kinase activity
Source: RefSeq, a predicted model, not a curated record